UCUGGAGAAAUUGAUCCAACGGCUCUAAACUUCUCUCUUCCCUUUCCGCAUCCGCAUGUUUUACUUCUUCUGCGCAACUCCAACGGUCAAAUCCAAAACCCUCCGUUUUAAAGCCCUAGGAAAACUAGCCGUUACUAACCAAGAAGUUGUAGCAAAAGCCCUCUCUCUCUCUCUCUCUCUCCUUAAAUAUUUCGCCGACUUUCCAUUUCUGAUCCAUAUUUCGAAUCUCUGAAUUUUCUUUCCACUGUAUCUGAAUUUUCACUCAUUUUCUCCGUCCAAUUCCAUGGCGGUGCCUUCUAACAAGUCGUCUUCUCCGUCGAUGGUAGCCGGAAGAACGAGCCCUAAUUCUCGAAAUUCCGAAGUCGGCAACGCCGUCCGCCGGAGCUUCUCCGGCAACCCGUUCACGAGGCCGUCGAUCGUCGCCAAUCCGAGAAGCCUCAAUCCCGUCACUCCGGCUAAUAGUCCCUCGGAUUAUCCGCGAAGGAAUUCUGUAAGCAGAGAAAUUCUAUUUACUUCUCGUGAUAACGAGGAGAAAGAAAACGGGAAAGAUCAGAACCCGAAACCCAUCCGAGUUCGUUCACCGUCGGUCGGGAAAUCGUCGAAGCACUUCAUGUCUCCGACGAUCUCCGCCGCCUCCAAGAUUGCUGUUUCCCCGAAGAAAAAGAUUUUGGGUGAUCGCAACGAGUCAGUCCGGUCGUCUCUUUCAUUUUCCGGCACGAAAAGCUCUUCACUCAACUCGGUGAAUCCAAACCCAGAGGCAGCAGCAACAGCAGUUGAAUCUGAUACAAAUCCUGAAAUCGUUCCGAUUUCAAAUUCCUCCAUUGCAGCGCCAACUCCCAAAUCAUCAAAAACCGUGAGAUUCGCUGGUUUUGAGGUCAUUUCUGGUUCGUAUGAUGAUGCAGAAUCCACAUACAGGUACGAUACGAACACAGAGGUGGUGACAGUGGCAGUUGAAACCGAUUUAAAACCAGAAAUCGCUCCGAUUUCUAGUUCAAAAACUGUGAGAUUUUCUGAUGUUGAGGUAAUCUCUGAUUUGAAGAACAAUUUUGAGUCUGCGGAUAAGAAUAUUUUUACAGAAGAAUUGGAUUGUGUCAAUCUCGAUCCUAGUUUUAAAAUCAGUCCUGUUUCUUCUCCAAUGGUAGCACCUCUCGAUGCAGAUCCAUUAAUGCCUCCUUAUGAUCCCAAAACUAAUUAUUUAUCACCAAGGCCACAGUUCCUCCAUUACAGGCCCAACCGAAGAAUUGAGCGAGGCAACAGACUUGAGGAGUUCUUUUCCUCUGUCAAUGCUUCCGAGUCCGAAUUCGCCGAGGAAACUGAGUCUGAGAAUUCGCUGAAGGAAUCUGAUGAAUCUUCUUCCAAUGAAUCAGAGCAGGGAGAGGAAGAAGUGGAAGAAAAAGAUGAAGAAAGGAUUCAUGUUUCUGAACAGAAGGAARCUAUUGAAGUUAAGAAGUCAAGUGGGAUGUUCAAGAUAAGUUCUCUGCUUUUUAUCCUUUCAAUCACUUUCUUUUCGAUAUGUGCUGUGGUUCGUGAUCCAAAUAUCUCAGAAAGAUCAAGCUUAUUAAUGGUGGAGCAUCCAUCUGAAAUUUACGAGUUUGCGAAGAUGAAUUUCAAUGUGUUGGUUGGAAAACUUGAGGUUUGGCAUGCGGAUUCCAUAUCUUCUAUUUUUCAUGUGGUUUCCAACUUCAGAGGAGGAGCGCCAUCAUUGAUUUAUCUUAACCAAACCGAGUUCCUCUACAAGGAUGUGGAUGGGCAAUCUCUCGUAACUCAUCAGACUUUGUGGGAAAAAGAAAAUUUUUUGAAUGUAAUCGAAGAAGGCGCCACGAAGGAAAGAAGAAUUGAAUAUGCUGAGACGGAAGAUCAUGGCGUGGAGGAGGAAGAAGAAUCAUUGCAAGAGAUUGAAGCCAUUAAGGAGAUAGAAGCUACGAAUGAAGAAGAAGAAGAACAAUUGUUGCAGGAGAUUGAAAGCAAAACUAGUUAUCCAGAAGUUGGUGAAGAGAAUGACGAGAUUUCUGCAAAAUCAGCUUCUGAAAACAUCGAUGAAGAAGAUGCCCAAGAGAAAGAAACCGAAGAGAAUUAUGCAGUAUCAUCAGCUGAUUUUGAAAUUCUUGAUCAAAUUGAACCAUCUGCUUCUAAUAAAAUCGACGAAGACGACGUCCACGAGAACGAAAUUGAAGAGAAUUAUGAAGGAUCAUCAGCUGAUUUUGAAAUUCUUGAUCAAAUUGAGCUAUCUGCUUCUGAUGAAAUCGACGAAGACGACGUCCACGAGAACGAAAGGAAAGAGAAUCAUGAAGCAUCAUCGGCUGAUUUUGAAACCCUAGAUCAAGUCGGACCAGAAGCUGAAACAGGGGAAACAGAGGAAGAAAACAACGAUUCGCUACUGCAACAACAAAGCAACACAGCUCCAGUUUUUUCCCCUUUUGCUGAACCUCAAUCUGAUUUUCAGUCUUCAAAUGGCAGCAACAUCAAGAUUUUACAGGGAAUCUCAGGAGAUUUUACACAUAACAUGAUGUUCGCGUUGCUGCUAUCUCUAAUUAUACCUGCAGGAUUUAUUUAUGCAAAAAAAUCAGGCUCAAAACCAACCAUUGCGGCGGUGGAAGAGCAAAAGCAAUCAUUGAUGAAGGAGGAGGAGAAGACGAACCACAGUCCGGAGGAAGAAGAAGAAGCGGCAGAUGAUGAGCAUGAUGAUGAUAUGACUGGAGAAUCCUGCUCUUCUGAAACGAGCAGUUUCCAGUACAGCAGCAUGAGAGGAGCAGCCGGAGCAGUGAAAGAACCGAGUGAAGCUCAUAGCCAUAGCCAUGGGAGGAAGAAGAGGAAGAAUUCAAGAAGAGAAUCUCUGGCUUCUUCCUCGGAUGAAAUUUCCAUUUCUGCUUCUCCUUCUCCAUCUUAUGGGAGUUUCACUACCUACGAGAAAAUCAAGCAUCAUGGAAAUGGAGAAGAAGAGAUUAUGACUCCAGUUAGACGCUCUAAUAGAAUUAGAAAGCAACAUAAUAAUAGUUGAUUUAUGUCUGAAAUGUGCUGCUAUUCAAUUAGAAUUUAGAAUAUUUUUUGCGUACGUUUAAGUUUAGGUAGAUGAUCGGGGUAGAACUGGAAAGCAACACAAUUAUCGUUGCUUUCAUGUGCUUGGAAUGUGCAUAUAAUUUGAGUUGCUCAUUUUUCAUCUA
Messenger RNA from Momordica charantia (bitter melon), 3161 nucleotides. RefSeq lists its product as uncharacterized. Lineage: Eukaryota; Viridiplantae; Streptophyta; Magnoliopsida; Cucurbitales; Cucurbitaceae. The record is from RefSeq and is a predicted model, not a curated record.